AUGAACAAUUCUGGAAGAGGACCCAGAUUUGACUUCGGAGCAGGUAUUCAGAGUGGCAGCAUGUGGACCUCACACAAAGAAAAAAAGUCAUCACACCCAGAGAAGAAGCAUUCAAAUCCCAGGAAUGACUCCUCUGCCUCCUUAUCGCAACAACCAACUACCACCGAGUUCAAACAUGGCUCGGGUACUACUGUAUCAACCCAGCACACCCAACCUUCUUCCAUGUACAGUGCGGCACCAACAAACUACAGCGGUCCGUAUACCAUACCUCAUCCUUGUCCUACUCCAGGCCCUAUUUCAGAGGUUGAUCAGCGCCGUCGAUGGACAGUCCAAAGAUGGCAACCUGAACAUUGGCCACGAAGGGACCCAUGGGAAGCCUGGACCGAUUCUGGAAAUCUGUACUCCCCUGGCCACAUGUUCAAUAUGCAACAUACAAUCUCCAUGGAAGAUGAGAUUGAAAAAUAUGCUCACCACAAACCUUCAAGAAUGGAGGUUUCAGAAAUGAACAUGCCGUUCUAUAUCGACAGGACAGAUCACUGGGAUGAAGAAGAAGCCGAGAAGCUUUUCAAGCAACUCUUGAGAACCAAAUAUUGGAAGGUUACAAGUGGCAACGCAAAGUCCUACCGGCUGACCGAGAAUUUGAACGAUGCUGCCAUUAAACAAAUCAGGGAGCUCGAGGUCAAUUUGACGUAAGUCCCAUAUUCAGAAAGCUUGAGUGAACGUCUAGACUAACACCCAAUAGCCAUCGAGAUGAGGACCCUAUGACACAUGAUCUAGAGCGGCUUCUCGUCAAUCCUCGUACUCGCCUGACCAACGCGCCUCUUGAGCGCCUGUGGAUUCAUGGCCGGUUGGGGGACCCCAUUAUCUACUCUGUUGCACAGAGAUUCAUCCAAUGUGGUUGCCCGAUAACGGACCUUCGAGUCCGAGUUUAUGCUCCCCCUACAGAGGGUAAGGUGAAGAUUUAUGACCCCCGAACGAGGAUUUUGCACGGGCUUGCGGAUUCUAUAGGGGAGCUUUUUGCACAGCGUUUUGCCUGGGGAGCAGGACCGGAAAUGUGGAGAAGUAAACUGGAUAAUGAGAGGUUGCAAUGGACGAUAAGAAAACACCCAAAGCCUAUUGAGCCUGUCACUGCUGUCUGA
Hymenoscyphus albidus is the source of this 1139-nucleotide messenger RNA. The record is from the annotation of a GenBank genome assembly. NCBI's taxonomy places the organism in Eukaryota, Fungi, Ascomycota, Leotiomycetes, Helotiales, Helotiaceae.